AUGUCUGCGCAUAACAGAUAUUUAAGUGACAAAGAUCUCGAAGAGAUUGUAAGACGAUACGAAAGAGAAGAAGAGGACAGCGACUAUACUAAUAAUGACUUGGGUGAUAGUGGAAGUGAAGCUGAAGAUCAUGAGGAGGAAGAAGUGGAGGCGGACGAAAUAGUGAGCCUACUAAAGAAGAGUCAUCCGACGAUGAGAUACCGUUAG
This is a messenger RNA of Acanthoscelides obtectus, 207 nucleotides long. Lineage: Eukaryota; Metazoa; Arthropoda; Insecta; Coleoptera; Chrysomelidae. The record is from the annotation of a GenBank genome assembly.